AGGAGUUGCAAAUAUGCACGUGCGAACUGGGUUGAUGACGUGACAACAUCGAUCACCUAACAGCCAAAGACACUGAUUAAGUUACCGGUACGGUACAUCAAUUGAGGAACCAUAAUGGCAAACUGUGCUGUGUUAGUUACUGGUGGAGCUGGAUAUGUUGGGAGUCAUGUAGUGGUUGAUCUACUCAAUCAAGGAUAUACCCCUGUUAUAAUAGAUAACUUCAGUAAUAGUACAAAAGGGUCAGGUAGCAAACCAGAGGUAUUGCUAAGAAUAGAACGUAUUACAGGGAAACAAGUUGCAUUCUAUGAAGGAGAUAUACGAGAUAAAGCAGUUCUUCAAAAUAUCUUUAAACAGCAUUCUUUCACCCAUGUAAUUCAUACUGCAGGGCUAAAGGCUGUAGGUGAAUCCAUCACUAUGCCUAUUGAAUAUUACAACUGCAAUGUAGGAGGAACGAUAUGCCUUUUAGAAGUAAUGAAACAGUUUGGCUGUUACAACAUGAUAUUUUCAAGUUCAGCAACGGUUUACGGCCCGCCGGACUAUCUCCCGAUAGAUGAGAAGCAUCAUGUAGGGCGUGGGAUCACUAACCCUUACGGCAAGACCAAAUUCUUUAUUGAAGAGAUUCUAACAGACCUAGCUAAGGCUGAAAAGGAAUGGAAUAUAGUGAUAUUACGUUACUUCAACCCAGUUGGUGCUCACAAGUCGGGUCUUAUUGGUGAGAAUCCUCAGGGAAUACCCAACAAUCUCAUGCCUUUUGUCUCUCAAGUAGCUGUAGGAAGGAGAGAAUGUGUGAAAGUCUUUGGCACAGACUAUGAUACACCCGAUGGCACAGGUGUACGAGACUACAUCCAUGUAUUAGAUCUAGCCUCUGGCCACGUAGCUGCAGUGAAGAAAGCAUCAGAGGGCUGCGGUCUAAAGGUUUAUAACCUUGGCUCAGGGAAAGGAUACUCUGUACUGGAUAUGGUCAAAGCUAUGGGUAAAGCAUGUGGAAAAGAGCUUCCGUAUGAAUUGACGGGAAGAAGAGACGGGGAUAUAGCUUCAGUGUAUGCUAACUCAGCACUAGCAGAGAGUGAAUUACACUGGAAGGCUGAAAGAGGAUUGGAUGAGAUGUGCGAAGAUCUAUGGAGGUGGCAGUCAAACAAUCCUACCGGAUAUUGAAUAGGUUUCAUUCAUAGUACUUUAUAAACAGCUUCCACGUAUCAGUUAAUGAGAGGACAUCGUGCCAUAUUGUAUUUCUGUUUCAAGAAGCAUGUGCAAUUUAUCAGCAACAGACAGUCAUGGUUGCUUUAUCAGGCAACCAUCUUACAAGAAUAAUUCAAAGGAAUGAUUGCGCUGCUUAAAGAAGAAUGUUAGGUAACUAGUACCCUUUUUAAUCUCUAGGGUAUUUCAGUUGUGCUGUUGCUCUGUAUACAUGUAAAGGUUUAGGUGGGAAAUAAAUUCACAAAAUGUCUCUUGUAAACAAAGGAGAACACACCAAAUUGUCAAGAAAUCAGUGAAUUAAUGGAUAGACAUUCAUAUCUAGGAAAUCUUUUGAACAGACAUGCAUUUUAUAUGUUGACUUUGCUGGCUUUCCAUAGUUGAGAUUGAUCAGAUCAAUCGAUGGUAGUCUGGUAUAACUCCAGACUAUAACAAGAACAUUAUUUCACCCCUUACAUGUAUAUGGCAUGCCAUCUUUCAUCUUCUGUAUUCAAUAUUCAUGACAUAAGUAACGCACCAAAUAAAUCACUGAAAAAUCAUUGUAUUCUCAUAUUCUAUACUUAUUUCAUAACAAAAUUGAACGACGUAUAGUCAUCAUGGGAUUAAAUUGAUUUCUACUUGGUGAAAUAGUUAACUACUCGAAAGCCAAGUGUGCUUAAGAUAACCUAACUUAUCGGUGCUACAGUAUUGAAAUACCCCCAACCAGGUUGGGGUUUUUUUUUGCUUUUUCUGUUUGUGUUCAUCUUAAAGGAAACCAAACCCAAGAAGAGAAUCAAUCUUAUUG
This is a messenger RNA of Lytechinus variegatus (green sea urchin), 1978 nucleotides long. It is a transcript of the gene gale, whose product is annotated as UDP-glucose 4-epimerase-like. The record is from RefSeq and is a predicted model, not a curated record. The transcript has 9 exons. Lineage: Eukaryota; Metazoa; Echinodermata; Echinoidea; Temnopleuroida; Toxopneustidae. Gene Ontology annotation, molecular function: UDP-glucose 4-epimerase activity. Gene Ontology annotation, cellular component: cytosol. The coding region runs from base 115 to 1155 and encodes 346 amino acids. Gene Ontology annotation, biological process: beta-D-galactose catabolic process via UDP-galactose, Leloir pathway.